GCCUGGAGAUGUGGACCCAAAAACUGUCAAAACCCCGCUAUCACUCCAACUGCCAUUUCACGACGGUACGCACCGACGCCCCACAGCCACAGCCACAGGCCCGCACCAUUUCUCCCAAAUCGUAAAGCCGUGCGCAGCUCCUCUGCCGACAAUCUUGACGACUCUUUCCGCCACGGAUCGCGUAUCCGUGACGAUAACAUCAAGAGAGAGAGAGAGAAAUUCCUUCCCUCUUGAUCGUUGCCUUCAAAAAGCCAAGCCCACCUCAAUGGGCGUAAUCGCCUUCCUCUCUUCUCCUCUUCAAUUGCUGCUAUUACUGCAGUUUCGUCAGAUUCCUAUUACUUUCUCUGACUGAACCUCGGCAUUGCAUUGCCAUGGGUGCCGAGAUUCCUGGAAUUCUUAAGCUCAAAUGCUCAGUGAAGAGGUAUGAGUGGGGUAAGAUUGGGAAAGAUUCGCGUGUGGCGCGACUAUACGCUAACAACAGUGGGGAGGAGAUCAGGGGUGAUGAGCCCUAUGCGGAGUUCUGGAUGGGGACUCAUGAGUCAGGGCCCUCGUACGCCGUUGUGCUGGUGGAAGAGAAUGGUGGAUUGUCCAACGGUGGGUUGCAGAGGGAGAAUGGUCGUAAGCGUAAUUACUGUGAUUUAAUGAGUUUGAAGGAUUGGAUUCGGCGAAACCCUCAUGUGCUUGGCGAUAAGGUGUUGCAGAAGUGGGGUCCGGAUCUCCCUUUUCUUUUCAAGGUGCUUUCAGUAGCAAAGGUACUGUCUAUACAAGCUCAUCCAGAUAAGGAUUUGGCAGCUAUCCUACACAAAAGAUUGCCAGGAGUGUAUAAGGAUGAUAAUCAUAAGCCUGAGAUGGCUUUGGCGCUAACUGAGUUCGAGGCACUGUGUGGAUUUGUUGGUCUUGAGGAGUUUAAGAGUGUAGUUCGAAAUGUUCCCGAGAUCAUUGAAGUGGUUGGCACUGCAUCUGCACAUCAAGCAUUAAAUAUAAGUGAAGAUGAUGGAGAGAAGAAACUGAAGGAGGUCUUGCACUCCCUAUUUACUAAACUCAUGUCCACGAGCAAAGCCAUAAUAUCUGAUGUAGUCUUGAAGCUGAUAAGUCGACUGAACAUUACACGCAAGGUAAGGCAGCUGACAGACAAAGAGGAGCUGGUUUUGCGGCUCGAAAAGCAAUUUCCAGGAGACGUUGGUGUCAUAGCUGCCUUUUUGUUGAAUUAUGUGAAACUUAGUGCCGGUGAAGCUCUAUAUGUGGCAGCAAAUGAACCUCAUGCAUAUAUACAUGGUGAAUGUGUCGAGUGCAUGGCAACAUCGGACAAUGUUGUACGAGCAGGCCUUACUCCCAAGACCCUGGAUGUCCAAACUCUGUGUUCUAUGCUCACAUACAAGCAGGGUUUUCCAGAAAUUCUUCAUGGUGUUCCUUCAAAUCCUUAUACUGUUAAAUAUAUGCCUCCUUUUGAUGAAUUUGAGGUCGAUCGAUGUAUUCUUCCUCAAGAAAAGUCGACUAUCUUUCCUGCAGUUCCUGGUCCGUCUGUUUUUGUGGUCAUAGCAGGAGAAGCAGUAAUGCGCUUGCCAUUUUCUGAGGAGUUAGUUACUGAAGGUGACGUGAUUUUUACACCUGCAAACACUGAGAUUACCGUAGAAACUACUUCAGGGUUGAACUUAUAUAGAGCAGGGGUUAACAGCAAGUUUUUCGAGUGAUUGAAAACUUCCACUUUAUGUAGUGAAGCCCAUUUCGUGUACUAUUAGCAUCUAUAUGUACAUUCACGAGUAGUUAUGAUACACAGAUUGCCGAUCGCGUAUAGAAAUAUGACAAAUAACGGAGUUCAUAUAAUCUUUGGUGUAGUGUAGUUCUGAAUAUCUGGUCUCCAUUGGAUAGCAGUUGCAGGAAUACAGUCAAUUUUGUUUUGAA
Sesamum indicum (sesame) is the source of this 1902-nucleotide messenger RNA. Its product is annotated as mannose-6-phosphate isomerase 1. Lineage: Eukaryota; Viridiplantae; Streptophyta; Magnoliopsida; Lamiales; Pedaliaceae. Gene Ontology annotation, molecular function: mannose-6-phosphate isomerase activity; zinc ion binding. Gene Ontology annotation, cellular component: cytosol. The record is from RefSeq and is a predicted model, not a curated record. Gene Ontology annotation, biological process: GDP-mannose biosynthetic process; carbohydrate metabolic process.